Limanda limanda (common dab) is the source of this 16205-nucleotide messenger RNA. Its product is annotated as golgin subfamily B member 1-like. Bases 116 to 14785 code for a protein of 4889 amino acids. The record is from RefSeq and is a predicted model, not a curated record. NCBI's taxonomy places the organism in Eukaryota, Metazoa, Chordata, Actinopteri, Pleuronectiformes, Pleuronectidae. Gene Ontology annotation, cellular component: Golgi apparatus. The transcript has 29 exons.
GCUGUGUUGAUAACCCGUCCUGCGCUGCUCCUCGUCGCUAAGCGGACUAACAUGUGAUUUCUUGGUUCUGUGGACGGAUUCUUCCUGGAGCUGAGAUCCGGUCUCAACUGAAACCAUGCUGAAGUGGUUUUCUGCUGAAGAGGGAGAACCUGGGUCUGGAGGCCCGGGCUCUCCCCUCCGUGCUGCUGGCGCCGGCGAGCUGGCUGUGGAGGAGGCGGCCGAGCGGCUGAGCCACACCGAGCUGCUGGUCACUCAGCUGAAGGAGAUGAUCCGAGAAAAGGAUGCAACGCUUCGCACCAAAGACGAGCAGCUGAAGGUGGAGAAGGAGGCUUGUGAUGCCAAACUGUCGAAGCUGCGUCUCCAGAACAAAGCCAAGGUGACGUCCCUCACGUCCCAGCUGGAGGAGCUGAAGAGGCAACAGGGGGGUCCGGGCACGCCCACACACAGCAAGAAGGGAUCAUCAGAAGCAGGAGAGCAAGCCAGUCGGGGAAAGAUUGUCUUACUGAAGAAGAAAGUUGAGGAACUUGAACAGCAACUUGCACAAAGAAACAAUGAGCUGGAAAACAAGCGGAAGGAGGUGGAGUCGCAGCGGCAGCGAGGAGAGGAAAUGGACACGAUGCUGACGGAGAAGGAGCGGAAACUGGUGGAGAAGGAGGCCUACAUCGUCCACCUGCAAACAGCUCUGGCAGGAGAUCAGCCCGUCGCACCUCCUCCACAACAGGUGGUGGAGGAGGGUGGAGCCAUGCAGGAGCUCCAGCUGCUGGUGCAGAGUCUGACCAGGAAGGUGGGAGAAGCAGAGGAGCGCUACAGUCUCCUGCAGGAGCAGGCGGAGAGCCUGAAGGAGCUGCUGGUCACAGAGAAGGAGCAGUACGCUCAGAAGGAGAACAUGUACAAACAGAACAUCCAGACAUUCAAAGACAUCCUCAUUCAGAAAGAUAACCAGCUGAUGGAGAUCAACCAGAUGCACGAGCAGGAACUCUUCAAGCUCGCAGCCAAGUCUGAUGCCAGCGCCGACCUGGAGCAGCUUCUGAAGGCCCUCAAACAGAAGCUCCAUGAGAAGGAGGAGGUGCUGCUGGGUAAAACGCAGGUCAUUGAUGUUCUCCAGGGAGAAGUGGAUGGAAGAGACCAACAGAUACAGGAACUGACUGAGAAGCUCCGUCGGCUCCAGGUUGAACGAGAGAGCUUGGCCUCCAAGAUGGAGGCAGAGAAGCACGUGAUGCGAGCACAGCUUCGCGACCUGAUGGAGAAACAGCAGGCGGAGGUGCAGCGGCUGAGCGAGCAGCAUCGCUCCCUGGUGGACCAAGCCCAGCAGGACUUCCUGGAGCAGCUGGAGGAGCUGAGGAGAACCUCGGGAGCAGCGCCACCUGCCAGUCAGGAGGCCUCGGAGUCGGGAAGCAUGACUGCUGAUUCAGCCUCCAUCCAAAGAAUGGCUGAGCUAGAAGCACAAGCAAAGCAGAAGACGGAUGAAGCCAGCAGAUCAGACGCCAAGUUCUUGAAGAUGAAAGCUUGGUCGAAGUCUCGGAUCAGACAGUUGGAGGAGGAGCUAAAGAAAAGCCAAGCUGGAGGCGCCCCCCCGGACCUGACGGCUCUGAGGAGUCAUAUCACGGCUCUGGAGGAGGAGAGGGAGGAGAACCUCUGGAAGGUCGAGCAGUACGAGGAGCUCAAGACGAAGAAUGAAAUGCUGGAGGCGAAGCUGGUGGUGUACGAGGAGCAGCAGAGGAGUCUCCAGGCCGACCUGGAGCAGUUCAAUAAGAGGGCCGCCUCUCAGGCCAGUGAGUCAGGAAGUGCUGACGACUCCCAGAGCCAGGUGCUGGAAUGGCAGGAGAUGGUGACGGAGGCGGUCAGUGCCAGGGACCGGGCCAAGGAGGAGAAGGUGGCCAUGGCGCUCCGCAUUAGCCACAUGGAGGAGGAGAGAGAGGCACUGGCCUCUCGGCAGCAGGAGUUGGAGGAGGAGCUGGCUCAGUCCCGGGGGCUCGGCCAACACAGGGUCAAGAAGCUCACGGCCCCGGCCCAGCGGAGCCUGCAGGAGGACUUUGAGUUUGACGGACAGGUCCAGUUCCAGGACCCUCGCAGCGCCUCGCAGAGCACCCCCCCGAUGGAGGGGGAGAACAUGGGAGAUGGUUUGCGCUCUGUGGUGGAGGAGCUGGAGCUGGAGAGGAACCAGCUGCAGGAGCAGAUCCUGAGCCUGGAGGAGCGCUGUCAGGAUCUGGAGGAUCGACAGCAGCUGCAGUCUCGCAUGGAGGCGUUUCAGAACGAGUCCGAGAAACUUCAGAGUCAACUCGCCAGCGUCCGAAUUCAGCAGAGCAGAGACGCAGAGAAACAUCAGCUGCUGGUCGCCAGUCUCACCGAGCAGCUCAAAGGACUGAGUAACACACAGGAGUGUCUGGAAAGUUCACUGAUCGAGAAGGAAAACACUUUGGCUAAAACGUCGGAGAAACUUGAGCUGAUCGGCAGCCUCAGAGAAUCUCUGAGCGAGAAGGAGAUUCAGUUCAAAGACGUCUCUGAGCGGCUCCUUCAGACCGAGCACACUCUCGACAACGUCUCCACAAAAUGCAGCAGGUCGGAGAAACACUGUUCGGAGUUAAAGGCCGAAGUGUGUGACCUCACGCAGAAGUUUACUCUUCUGAAAGAGAAGACACAAAAGCAGGAAGUCGCCAUAGAAGCUUUACAGACGGAGCUGGAUCAGACAAACGAGGAGCUGGACAAACUAAACUCCGCCCACCUUGAGGAGCGAGCCCAACUCAUUCACGAUCUUCAGACCUGUGAGCGGGAAAUUGACAGUCUCAGAGAAGUCGUGGCAGAAAAGGACAAGGAGAUAUCAAGCCUCUCUGCCAACAUGGUGGAGUACACGGAGCAGAUCACGGUCCUGAAGCAGGAGAUGAAACUCAAAGAAGAGAACCUGGUUCAGGUGGAAACGGCUCUGAGGCGAGCGGAGCAGCAGGCCAUGAUCAUCAGAGACUCGCAGGAUUCAGACCAGCAAAGUCUGAACAGCAAGAUCACAGAGGCGGUGGAGAAACUCAAGGACACGGAGACAGAAUUAGUCAAAGCCAAAGAGGAGAGAGAGUCCAAAGAGGCGGAGGUGGAACAACUGUUAAAGCAGCUUGAAGACGACAAGAAAACGAUGCAGGAGCUUCGAGUGGAGAUUCAGAAACAGACUGUGAGCCAUCGUCAUCAUCUCUCUGAAUGUGAAACACACAUCACCUCGCUGAAGGAGCAGCUGAGUUCAUCCACGGAGAAGCUGCAGGAGUCAGAGGAACUCGUUUCACAGCUCCAGGACAAAAACAUCAACAGUGAGGAAUUACAGCAGCAGCUUCAUGACAAAGAAGAGACGUAUGAAAAAGAGCUGAAAUCCUUCAAGGAAGAGCACAACAAACUCCUGGCACAGGCGGAGAAAUACAAGAAUGAACUACAGACAUUGUCCACACAGUUGGAGGAGCAGGUGCAGAGCGAAGCACAGAUCAGAAAAGAGAUGAGAGACAAAGUGGAAACAAUAGAAACAUUGGAAAAGCAGCUAAAGACAAACGGAAAACAAACGUCGGAGAAACAGAGGUUGAGCAAUGAGCUAAAAAACAAAACUGAAAACAUCUCCAAACUCAAGAACCUGUUGAAGAGCACGAAGACUGAGAAGCAGCAGCUGACUGAGGAGCUGGAGCUUCAGAGGCAGAGCGUCAAAGAGCUCAAUGAAAAGGUGACGUCUGCACUCGAGCUCAACGGCAGCCUGGAGAACCAACUGCUCUGCCUCACUCAAGAGAAACAAGGACUCGAAGUGGAAGUGAGCGAAAGUGUGAAAAACAUUUCAGACGUCACAGCUGAAAAGGAUUCUUUACAAGCUCAGAUAUCCGGACUGAUGACCCAGUGUUCACAGAAUGACAGAGCUGUUGAGGGGCUACAAAGAGAUAAAGAGGAACUGACUCUUCAAGUUCACGAGUUAAACGGAGUCCUGGAGCAAAGCACAAGCUCCAACUCCGAGAUGCUGCUGGAGAAAACAAACAAAUGUAGUCGCCUCAGCCAGCAGCUCCGGGAGCGGGAGGAGAAAGUGACCGAGCUGCAGGAGCAUGUGCAAAACCUGAGUUCUGAGGUCAAGCAGCUCCGGAGUGACGUGGCAGAGAAGGAGAAAACCUCGGCUGAGCUUCACGCACAGUUAAAGGCCGAACAAGACCAGCGAUCACAAAGUGAGGAAGCUCUGGGUCAGCUGCGAGGACGGGAGAGCAGCCUGAGGUCCGAGUUAACGGAGAAGGACGCCGUGUUGAAAGAGAAGCAGGACGAGUGUCGAGGUCUUCAGGAGGAAAUCACAGCUCAGAAAGAUAUGGUGUCCAAGCUGCAGGAGGAGCACUCACAACUCCGACUGCAAGUUCAGACCAGAGAUGAAAUGUUGGACAAUACGAAACAACAAUGUGAGAAUCACAAAGACAAACUGAACUCAAUGAACGAGACAGUCAAAUCUCAGAGUGAUCGAAUCAGUGUCAUGGAGGAGAAUGCCAGGAAGCUCCAGAAUGAGGCCGAGUUGAAGCAAACGGAGCUGAGUCGCUUGGACGAGCUCAUGCAGGCUCUCACAGAGGAGAACCACCAACUGGGAGCUGCUGCCGAGUCCAGAGAGAAGAAGCUUGCUCUUCAAACAUCUGAACUUGACUCACAGCUUCACACGACCCUGGAACAUAACUCCAGUCUGAGCAUGAAGAUCAGCAAACUAACAGAAGAUAACCAGAGACUCCAGGACGAGUUGGAUCAGAACAGCAGAUCCGUGUCUGAACUGACCACGGAGAUGAGUUUACUUCGAGAAAAAAAUGCUGGGCUAGAAAUCCAUAUCUCAGACGACAAGAAGAGAGUCGGCAGCUUGUUGAAGGAGAAGAAGAAGCUGAGCGCUGCCGUGGAUGAAUUAAGAAAGAUCCUCAAGGAGAGUGAGCUCUCAAACUCAGCAGCUUUGCUUGAGAAAACAAGUGAAUGUGCUCAUCUGUCAAAAACCCUCAGAGAGAGAGAAGAACAACUUCAAAGUUUACAGGAGGAAGUUGACAGCUUGAAAAUGCAAGAGAGUCAACUCAAUAUGUCUUUGAGUGAGAAAGACCAGACGCUAUCAGAACGGAGGAUUCAGUCGGAGGCUCAUCGGGAUCAGCUGCUGCAGCUUCACGACACCGUAUCUGCUCUUCAGGAACAAGCGUCUGUCCUGAAGUCCGGGUUGAUGGAGAAAGACGCAUCGAUUCAGCAGAAAGCGGAGGAGUGUAGCGUUUAUCAGAAGGAAGUCGAGCUACAGAAGGAUCUUGUAUCAAAGCUGCAGGUUGAGGUCGAAUCCACGAAACGGACGAUGGAGCAAAAAGAACAGACGUUAAGCAAAGUGUCAACGGAGUUUCAGAACCACAAAGAUGAGCUGAACAAGCGGAACGAGUCGGUGACUUCACUCAGCGGUCAGCUCGGUGCCAUGAACGAGAGCGCCGCAGAGAUGGAAGCUGAAAUCAACAACCUGAAGGCGGCUGUGCAGAAACUCCGAGCAGAAAACUCUCAUCUGACACAAGAGGACGGCCGGAGCAAAGCAGAGAUGAUCGAUUUUAAAGACAGCUUUCAGGCUCUGAAUGAGCAGAAUACAAGAUUAAAAUCUGAACUUCUGAACACGGAGACAGUUCUGUCCAAAGCACAGGAAGAAGUCGCAAAUCUCAAAACAUCUGUCAACGCUAUGGAGAAAGAGCUCAAGACGGCGUUCUCCGAGCAGGAGACUCUUCAUCUGAGCGUGAAGGGGAAAGACGACCGGCUGAAACAAGAGGAGAGUUUGAUCCAGCAGCUCAACGGUAGAAUCGCUGAGCAGGAGCAGCGGCUGAAGCAAAACGCAGAAGACAAAGUAAGUUUAUGUGCAAAAGUGUCCGAGCUGGAGGAUUCUGCCAGUAAGCUCCGAGGUCACGUUAACCACCUUACUGCAGAGUCGUCCAUCCUGAAGAACACGCUGGACAAGAAGGAACAGUCGAGCCUGGAAUAUCAGAGUCAUUCUUCAGCCGCUGUGGAAAAUCUUAAUUCCAUUCUACAAGCCCGAGAGGCAGAAGGUGAGAGGUUGAAGGAACAGACUUCACACCUGGAGGAAUCCGUCUCAAAGCUCAGCAGCAGCCUCCAAGCACAGUUGGCUGAAUCUGAAAACCUGAAAAAGGCCCUGGUGGAAAGAGAGGCCGCUCUUCUGAACCAAUCUCAGUCUCUUCAGGACGUCCAGAGACAAGCAGACGAGUCGUUGCUCUUUAAAACACAGUUCAUGGAAAGCACUGAGCUGGUGUCGCAGCUCCAGAGUCAGAUUCAGCUCCUGUCCACAGAGUAUGAAAACCUCCGAACGCCUGCAGAGGAAACGCAAAGUGCCUUCAAGAACCUUCAAGAGAAAUAUGCAGCCAACUUGGAGGAGCUGCAGGAGGUGAGACAGCAGCUGUCCAGUCGAGCUGAUGAGGUGUCCAACCUUCAGAAGUUACUGGAUGAUUCCAACAACGGACAUCAGGCGGCGAAGAUGAGCAUCGAAACACUGAGACACGAGUUUUCAGAUCUCCAACAAAGACUCAAGAAAACCAAAGACCUGAACUCAAGUCUCUCCAAGGAAAAGGAAGAAGCCUUUUCUUCUCACCAAGCAAGUGUGUCUCUGCUGACUGUGGAAAUAGAAAGGCUCAAAUCCCAACACCUUCAGGUCGCUGCACAGAUGAAUGCGCUGACAGAAAACCUGGAGCAGAGGGAACUGGCUCUGCAUGCGAUCAACAGCCAGUACACAGCCCAGGCUAAACAUGCUUCUCAGCUGGUUUCAGAAAUACAAAAACUAGAGGAGCAGAAUAAGAGGCUGAGCGAGGAAAUGAGUUUGUCAACGGCAGAGCGUCAGAAGCAUCUCGACACGGUCUGUAACGAGAGUUCACGUUUGCAGGAGGAAGUUAGGAAGCUCCUUGCAGUGAAGGAGGAGCUGGAAACGAGUCAGCAUCAGAUCCGGACAUCGCACGAGGAGCUGCAGCUUCACAUGCAGCAGCAGGCCAGCAGCAUGAAGGAGAACAUGGAGCAAAUGGUGUCGGAGAGGGAGAUCCUUCAAGCCAAGGUUAGUGCCAAAGACGAAGAACUUUCUCAGUUAACAGAAAACAUUCAAAAGAUAGAACAAAUUCUGCAGGAUUCAGAGAAAGAGUGGCUGUUAGUUCUGGAUAAAGAGAAGCAGGAUAGGAAUCGACUUGCAGAACAAUUGAAAAGUGUUGAAAAUGAAAAGAAAUCUAAAGAUGUUAAAGUGAACGCUUUGAAACGAGACUUGGACAGUUUGCAGGAGAAGCUAGCCGAGGCUUCCUCUGCAGUUAGACAAGGGUCCGAUCAACUGAGCGCCAAAGAGUCCGAGGCCUCAGCCUCCAGGAUUCAACUGGAGAAGCUGUUAGCAUCUUUUCAGGAAAAGGAUAAAGAGAACCAUGAUCUGCAGCAGAAUCUAAAUACUGUGGAAUGUGAGUUAGAAAAACUUCUCCCACGAAAAUUACGCUCUGACAAAGAUUCAACCUCCUCUGAGUUAAAUACAAAACCAGGCUCUUUACAGGACAUGAUAAAACAGUUAGAGGACAGACAUCAGUCCGAGGUAGACGCUCUAAGAAACGAGUUGGAUAAAGUGCUUCAUGAAGGAGGGAGGAGUGAGGAGGUGAAGAGUCAACAAGUUGCUCUUCUACGAGACGAGGUCGAGCGUUUACGAACGCAGCUCACCUCUGAGUCACAGAACCUGAAAGAAGCUGCUGUCAAACUCUCGUCUUUACACAGUGAGGUACAAGCAAAAGAUGAGCAGAUUAACAGUCUGGGCUGUCAGAUAAACCAGCAGAAGGAAUUACUCGCUGGACUAAGUCAGCAGAUGAGAGAUAAAGAUGCAUCCGUCGCCCAAGUCAUGGAAUCUGCCUCCAACGAAAGAGUGAAACUCUGUGAGGAGAAAACGUCCCUGAUGGUACAAGUGGAAAACAUGCAGCGAGCACACGAAACCUCCACGAGAAGGUCAGAGGAGUUAGAAGUUAAUCUUCAGCAGUUAGAAGAUACAAUCUCUCGCUCUCAAUGUGAAAUCAACUCCACGAGUUCAGAGAAGCUCGAGCUGCUUCGGGAAAGGGACGAUCUGAAAGGGGAACUCGCCAAGUUGUCCAAAGAAAAAGACGGCGUGAAGAAGAAGCUUCAAGCUGCUCUCGUCGUGAGAAAGGAUCUGAUGAAGAAACUUCAGGAGUAUGAAAAGCAGAAAGAAGAGAGUGUGAACUCUGAGAAACAGGAGGUUUCGCUUUUACAGGAUAAACUACAGGAAACAACACAUCAGGCUCAGGCAACAGCAGAAAAGUAUCAGGAACAAGUUUCCCUUCUUGAACACACAAUUCUACGGAGAGAGGGAGAGAUCGAAGAACACAAAACACAGAGCGAGAGACUUCUCGAACAGUUGGAGUCAGAAAAACUGAUUCUGCAGAGCACGUUGAAUCAGAAAGAAAUGUGUUUGUUAGAAAACCUGCAAACACUUAGUGAGCAAACCUCCGUCGUGGAGCAGCUGCAGUCCAACGCUGCAGAGGCUGAAGAAGCUUCUGAGCGAGACAGAAACGCUUUGAUCCGGAAAGUAGAGCAGCUUCAAGAUGAGAUCAGGACACGUAAGAAUGAGUUACAGGAGAAAUCCUCCUCUGCUGCUGCGGAGUUAGAAAAUGAACUCGCACAGGUGAAGUCCGAAAAGGCCGUUCUACAGAAGAAAGCUCAGGCUGCUCUGCUCGCACGCAAAGAGACGAUGAAGAAAGCUCAAGAGAAUGAAAAGAAAUUAACUCAAGAACUGGCUGAGCUGAAGGACGACUACAAGGCUCUGCUGGAGCAACGCUGUCAGCAGACAAACGAGCUGAACGCCAUCCAGAUCAACUUGGACGAGAAGGUCAGGGAGCUGGAGAACCUCCAUAGAACCUCUUUGUCAUAUCUGGAUGAACUGGGCACUCUGAGGCAGCUGGUCGAGGAGCGGGACAAAACUCUUCAAGAUCUGAAGAUGUCUCUGGCGGAGAAAGAGAGCCAGUGUCACUCUCUGUCCCUCGUUCAGUCAGAGCUGGAAACCGUGAGAUCCCAAGCUGAGAAGAUGUCUCUGGAGAUGGCAACUAAAGAGGAUGUUCUCGUAGUCACGGAGCAAAGAACCGAAGCUUUGAAGUCACAACUUCAUCUUGCCGAGAACGACCUGGAGAGAGUGCGAGAAGAAGUACGAGAGAAAACGGAAGAAAUUGAGAAAUAUAAGCAAACAAUCCAGGUCGUUGAGGAAGUGGCCCAACAGGAGAAGCAGAAGAACAUCUCUUACCAACACAUGAGCGCAAAUGAAGAAAAGUUUAAAAUCGUAGACGAAGAAAAGGAGGCUGCUUUAGAGCAGAUGAAAGUGGAACUUGAGACAGCUCUUGCUUUAGUUUCACAGAAAUCCCUGGAAGUGUUAACCAUCCAAAAGACUCUAACUGAAACUCAGCAGCAGCUCAUUGAGGACAAACUGGUUUUGACUGAGGAGCUUGAAGAAGCACAUCUGCAUCGUACCGAGACAGACAGGGUUCUGGGUUUGUUCAAGCAAGAAAAAGAAAAUGCUUUUCAAUCGGUCCGUGAUCUCAGAGGUGAAGUGACAGCGCUCACCGAGCAGCUGAAGGAGGCAGAGAGGCUGAACCAGCAGCUCCAUCAAGAGACGCCUGAGAACCUCGAAGUGAAACUGAAGGAGAGAGACGAAGCUCUGUUGGUCUCUCAGGCUCGAGUGGCAGAAAAGGACGAGCUAAUUGCUGCACUCGAACAGCAGCUACAGCAGCGAUUACACACGCACGACACUGCCAUUGAAAGAAUGAGAGUCGAGGCUGAUGAGCUUCAGAAAUCUCAAGAAGACGGCAACAAAGCAAACAGUCGAGACAUCCAAAGCAAAAUUACUCUCCUAACCAGGAAGCUACAAGCUGCUCUACUUUCCAGGAAAGAACUCUUGAAGGAAACUGCAACACUCAAGGAAGAAGUAGAAAAGCUUUCAGCCAGACACGAAGCCAAAUCAGAUGAAUGUUCUGUCCUGGAAUCAUCGGUUGUCAGGUUGAAACAACAGAAUUCAGAUCUGGAAACCUCGGUGUCGUCACUGAACAAGGAGAAAGAAGAGCUCAACUCCAGCAUCGAUAGAGUCCGGGAUGAUAAUCUCAGUCUGUCAGCGGCUUGCGACAGCUUGAAACUGACCAUAGAAAACAUGACUCAGCAGAAACAAGCCUUCUCAUGUCAGCUGGAAUCUCUGAAGGAUUCUCAAACAGACGAGCUGUCCAAGUGGAAGUCCAGGCACGCCGAGCUGAAGCAGGAGUACGAAUCUCUUCUGGAGUCUUAUGAAAACGUUAGCAGUGAAAUGGACAAAAUGAGACAGUUUCUGGAAGGAGCCAAACGAGACAGACAGGAAGCCGUCCGCAAAGCACACAGCCAGCAGACGGAGACGGAGACGAUGGAGAAGCAAGCCCGAGACAUGGAGGAGGAAAAUGAAAGAAUCAAAGAGAGGAUGAGAAAAUCUUCCAAAGAGAAACUGCAGAGGAUUAAUGACCUGGAGGAAGAGAAUCAGAAAAUCAAACUAGAGUUGACUGAGCACGAAGGAAAGCAGAAGACAUUGAUGUGCGAGCUGACUGACAGAAAUACGGAGCUGGAGGCUGAGAGGCGUCGACUUGAAGAGUCUUCAGAGGAUCUCAGAGAGAAACUUACAGAGAUCCAGGCUGAGAGAAGCCAACUGGAGGAGAAGCUGGAAGAGGCGAGCAGCUCCUUGGAAAACAGUCACACGGAAUCAAACACGUACACAAGCAACAUGCAGCUGAAACUGGAUGAAGCACUCGGACUGAAUAAUUCUCUGACUGCUCAGAUCGAAGCCCAGAAAACCGAGCUCGGCGCUCAGUUGGAAAUCAACAACUUGUUACAGAAGGAGAAGAAAAGUCUGUCUGAAAGAAUCGAGGAGGUACAGAACGAUCACGAGCUGCAGCUGGGACAGAAGGACGAGGUCAUCAAAGAGCUGAAGGACGAUAUCUACCGUCGCAGCCGAGAGACGAUAGGUCUGAACGAGAAGGUGAGAAUCCUGGAGGAUGACAAGUCUGUGCUGCAGGAGGAGCUCGAAAAUGUUCAAGAGACUUCAGACAAAGUGAAAAAUGAAAAUGAGUAUUUGGAGAGUGUGAUCCUGAAGAACUCCGAAAGGAUCGACGAGCAGACAGAGUCCGUCGGCGUUUUGCAAACACAGAACACACAGCUGGCGUCUCAGCUGGCGGCCAUCAAGGAGAGGAGCGAUCAGGUUCGACAAGAAAAAGAAGAGGAGCAACUCAAGUUGGUCCGAGGGUUUGAGGAGAAACUCAAGACGGAGCAGAGAGGAAACCAGGGCUCCAAGAACGUGAGGAACGAACUACGAGAGCUGCUCAAAGAAAAGCACCAGGAGAUAAAUCAACUGCAGCAAAACUGUAUCCGAUACCAGGAACUGAUUUUAGAUUUAGAGAGCUCUUUGAAGAGCUCGCAGUCGGCCUGUGACCUCCUGGAGAAAGAAGUGAAGAAAGGCUCAGAGAAAGUAUCGGCUCUGGAGGAGAGAAGUAAAGAAGUCGAAGCUGCGCUGAUAACAAACAGAAAUCUCCUCCAGGAGGCAGCAGAGAAGAUUCAGAGUGUCCAGACUGAGAAAGAACAGCUGCUUCUGGAGAUGUCCCAGCAAAGUCAAAAGUCUGAAGAGAAAAGAAAUUUGCCACAAGUUAUGGACGAGAGGCAAAUAAACGCAUAUAUGCAGAAUCAGUUUGUGUUGCAGCAACAGAUCGAUGAACUCAAAGAGUUGAAAGAUGAAGAAAGUGUCAAAGUGAAUGAACUGAGACAACAUGUCGACGCUCAGAACCUUCAGAUGAACACUCUGAAGAGAGCAGCGGAGACCAACGAAGCCAAACUCUCAGCGUUAUCUUCCACUGCUCGAGGGGCGCAUGCCACCAAGCGCUGGAGCGACAUGUACCAGAAGACACUGAACGAGAAGGACAACCAGCUGCUGGAGCAGGGCUUUGUGAUCAAACGAUUCCUGGAAGACAUGAGAGUGAAAGACAAAGAGGUGAAUGAGCUCCGAGUUACCAAGUCGAGACUGGAGAGGACGCUGAGCGAGUACUCCGUCGCUGCCGCGGCUCAACAGAGGCAGCUGUUUGUGAUGAGCGCCAGCAGCGCCGAGCUGAGCGAGUCCGCCGAGCUGAUGACCGUUCAGGUGAAGGAACUCAGCGCUCAGGUGGAAAGAACAGAACGCGAUAAAAACGGACUGAACCGGCGGCUCGUGGACAAAGAGGACGUGAUUUCCCGACUGCAGCUGAAUCUCCAGCAGGUGGAGAAGAUAAACGCCGACACGGACGCUCAGCUGCUCCUCCUACAAACUCAAAAUGACAAACUCCGCGCCAGCUUUGAGAAACAGGAGGGAAUUUCUCUGCAGCUGAAAACGCUGCUUCAGGGCAAAGACGCCGAGAUCUCGUCCUUGUUGUCCUCUCGAGACGGACAGAUGUCGGGGUACCUGGAGCAGCUCCAGGCUAACUACCGCUCGCAGGUUGCAGUUUACGAGGACAGGUUAACGUCUUCACGCUACCAAAGGGAAAAGGCUGAUAAAGGGUUAAGAGGAUUUGAAACUAAGGUCAAAAGUCUGCAGAUUAAAGCGAACAAGUCUGUCCAGGAAAAGGAGCAGAUGGCAGCAAAGAUGGAAUCAUUCAAGAACUCCAUGGUGUCUUUACAAAGCGAGCGGGAGCGACUCGUGUCAGAAUACAGAAUCCUGGAGGCGAAGAGCGAGUUGGGGUUGAAGGGCAAAGACGGCUCUGCUGACGGAGAAGGUGGGGCAGCCAAAGGCCUCAAACACGAAAUCAGGAAGUUGCUGCAUCAGAUGGAUGAUCUCAACUCUGAGAAUGCGAUGCUCAGGGCUCAGCUGGUCCGGUACAGGGAGGAUCUGAAUCAAGUGUUGUCUCUGAAGGACAACCAGUUGAAGGUGCUGCUGAAGAAGCAGCAGGAAGUGAUUAAAAACCUGGAGAACCAGAAGGCUGCAGUAGACAAGCAGCACAGAAAGUCUCGGCUGGAGCUGCAGAAGGAGGAAGAGGUGAGCGAUUCGUUGACGGAGGAGAAUUCUAAACUUACAGCUCAAGUUUCAAGACUGGAAAUGGAAAUAUCCACUCAGAAACUUGACAGAGCGACGACAGAUGUGGGCAAAGUGAUUUCUGAUUUGCAGGAGGCUGUGGCAGCCAAAGCAGCUGAGUGUAACGACCUCCAGCAAAAACUCUUCUCCCAGAAAACCUUAAAUGAUGAAGUCAAAGCAAACAUGCAGCUGGUUGAAAAUGAGACGGACAAGAAACUGGCUGAAGCUGAAGAUAAAUACAACUCGGAGCUGGACGCCUUCGAGCGGGAGGUGGAGCUGAUGAGGAAUGAGCACGAGACCGCCGAGCAGCGGGUGGCCGAACUCGCCAGAGACCUUCUCCAAGUGGAGCAGCAGUUAUCAGAGGCCAGAACUCAGAGUAAAGAUCUGACGGCUCAGAAUGAGUCUCUGUGCAAAGCCAUGGCUGCUCUGCAGAACGACCGAGACCAGCUCAUCGAAGACUUCAAGGUCCUGAGAAACAGAUAUGACGAAGAACUCCGAGAGACGCAGGCAGCGCUGACCCAGGUGGAGCGCAGCCUGCAGGACGCCACCUCGGACCUGGCCAUGUUCGCCAAAGAGCGGGACAUCCUCGUUCAUAAAGUCAACGCUUUGGACGGCAAAGACACCGACGCGGAGCUGAACAAGCUGUUGGACGAGCUGACGAAGGCCUUGUCCGAGAAGGAGAAGGAGCUGAAGCAGGUCUCCAUGGAAAACAACACCUACAGCAGGCAGCUGUCGGCCUUCUCCAGGUCAAUGGCCAGCCUCCAAAACGACCGCGACCGGUUGAUGGACGAGUUGGCCGGAACCAAACGAGCGGUUGAGUCCCGACAGGGUUCGAGCCCAGAGACAACCUCUUCAAAGUCUGAAGGAAGUGGCGUCAGUUUCCUCCCGAGUGAGAGAGACGGGCGGGAAACGGACGAGCUUCAACAAACUCACCGGACGCCACAGGAAGGAAUCAGCUCUCGGGAGGAAGCCGCCAAUCUGAGGACUGACAGACAGAGGAAGGACUCACCUCCAGUCAAACAGGAAGCGGUUGCUCUGUCCGGGCGCAGUGUGACGGAGGAGGCGGUGAGUCGGUUGGAGGCCGAGCGGCUUCAUCUUCACGGGAACCUGCAGCGCUGCGUGUUCGAGAUCCAACAGAGAGACGUGUACGUCCAGCAGCUCAGCACCAAGCUGCAGCAGGCCGUGGAGGAGAAAGGUGCAGUCGCAGCUCAGCUGACGUCCGUGUCCCAAACGCUGAGGGACACUCAGAACCGCUGCCACUGGCUGGAGAGACCAGGACAAGCUCAGGGGUCAGUGUAUGCUGAGGUUGCACCCGGAGCUCCACAGGAGAGAAGUAACGACUCCACGUUUCUGGAACCUGAAGAAGUCAAUCAGCUCCGAGAGAGGCUGCAGGAGCUGGAGCAGAUUCUGGCAGAUGAAAGAAGCCGGAGAGAAACAGCUGAGGAGUCUCUGCGUCUCGCUGACGACCGAACGAAGGGUUUGGACGCUCAGAGGGAUUUCAGUAUCGAGAUGGAGCCGGAGGACGAGUGGGAGGCGCUGAGUCUCGACCCCACCCAACCUCUCAUAGCACGACAGGUGAAAGGCGGCGUGGCGGCGUGUCGACGAUGGCUCAGAGGGCGGAGCCUCUACUUCUCCAAGCUGCUGACGAGCCGCGCCCGCUCUCGACACCUCUUCCUCUUCUACCUUCUCACGAUACACGUGCUGGUCCUCAUGUGCCUCACUGGCGCCCUCUAGUGACGCGAUGCUGGAACCAACACGCUGCACGUUUAUCGCAUCUGUUCCUGGUUCACGUUCACGAGCGUUUCUUGGAAUCUGGAUUCAGUUCUUACUUUUAACCGAUUAUUUUAUUUUUUAUCGAAGGCUGGAAACGUGAGUUAUUGAUGAGAAUCAAAAACAACGUCUGAACUGUUUUGAUUUGUUUCGAUUCAUUUAAAUUGAUUUUCUAGAUAUUUUCUAUUGGGAACUGAAGCCUUAAGACACCACACGCCUCUUCUUUCUUCAUCAUGUGUUCUCCUCCUUCAUCCUCUUCAUCCUCUUCUUCAUCCCCUCCUUUCCUUUCUCCUCCUCCUACUCUGUCACCUUCUUCUUCUUCAUCCUCUUCCCCUCCUUUCCUUUCUCCUCCUCCUACUCUAUCUACUUCUUCUUCUCCUUCUCCAUCCUCCCCUACUCUUCGUCCUUCUCCAUCCCCUCGUUUCUCUUCUCUUCCUUCUUCUCUAUCUUCUAACACUCUGGUGGAUUCCCUCAUUAUUAAUCUUCUUGUUGUUAUUGUUUUUAUGGCCUGUUGCCUGGGACGUGGUUGGAGAUCUAUCUUCUGUGGAUGAUGCAGCUUGAGGGCGAUGAUGUAACUUUAUGAAAAGAGGAAGCUGUAAACACUUCCUGUUCAAACACGACGUCUUGAAAUCCAUUUCCUGUCCAGCUCCAUGUUCUCUACCUGAGAACAAACAUCACAUCCUGCUUCUCAGACGCGAUGCUGAGUUUAAACUAUGCACUGAAAACGCUCAUGUAAUUAUCUCAUACGAGCUCAGCAGCGCCCCCCCUCUGUCACCCUGAUACCUUUGAACUGGUGUGUGUGUGUGUGUGGGUGUGUGUGUGUGUGUGUCCUCACACUUAUUAAAGUUAUUGAGCGACAGAUAAAAUAUUAAAUCCUCCUCCAGUGUCACAUUAUGCUGAUGAAAGUUCACUGUAAAAAAACUAGACAUGAGGUUUGUAUUUAAUUGAUUCCCUGUAUUUAUGUGGAUGCUGUACAGUCUCUGUAUCUAUGUACAGUAUAAAAAUGCAUUUCUAUCCAUGAUGUACAUUUGUUAUUGAGCGUUUUCAACUAACGAGCCAGAAAAAGAUUUAAAAGAAUGUCUGUUGUUUUAAAGACGAGUGAAACAGAAUGAGACGUGUGACAGGUUUUUUCUGGCUGGUUAAUUGAGGAGUUGAUUGGUUUAUAGUUUGCUUCACUCCCUUGUUAUGAUCUGUACAUAAAGAUGAUCGAUGGACGAUACAUGAACUGAAUCUAUUUAUGAAAAAGGUACACUACUGAAAAAGGCUUAUUUUCUCUUGCCUGUAUUUUUCGGAGCGUCUGAUGACAUGAGGCUUCACUCGGUGCAAUACUGUGUCUCACUACCAUCGCAAAGAACUUUAAUAAAGCUUGUUCCACUUUUCCCCA